This is a messenger RNA of Hirsutella rhossiliensis, 1056 nucleotides long. RefSeq names its product ankyrin repeats (3 copies) domain-containing protein. NCBI's taxonomy places the organism in Eukaryota, Fungi, Ascomycota, Sordariomycetes, Hypocreales, Ophiocordycipitaceae. The record is from RefSeq and is a predicted model, not a curated record. The transcript has a single exon. Gene Ontology annotation, molecular function: protein binding. The coding region runs from base 1 to 1056 and encodes 351 amino acids.
AUGGCCAGGGUCAGAAGUGCACCGUCGCCCGUGAAUGCUUCCCCAUCGGACUCGGACCUUCACUCGAAAGCCACUCAUAGUCGAGUAAUAGGCCUCCAGAUGAGUUGGAAGCAAGCCAUCGAAGAGGGCAACGACCCUGCUCUUGUGGCCGUCAUCAACAGCUGCAACGACAUGAUCGCCCUCGUCGAAGAAGAGAGCGGAAUGACUCCUCUGCAUUACGCUGCUAAAUGUGGUCGACUAGAGGCCGUUCGUUUCUUGCUUGGGAAGCGUUUUCCCCUCAACGCAACCGACAAGUUCGGCAGGACGCCGCUUUACAUGGCUGUUUUGCAUCAACAGCUAGAGACAGUAAAGAGUCUGCUCCAGAACGAUGCCGACCCCAACAUCCGUUGCCGGUGCAAGACCUCCACGGUAUCCAAGGCUGCAGAGUAUGGAAACAGGGCAAUGCUCAGGCUGCUCCGAGAAGCCGGGGCGGCCUGGAACACGGCGAAUGUGGACGGAGAGUCCCCGAAAGAGCUGGCAGCUCGCAAUGGUCACGUCAUUCCCUGGGCGAGAUACGAAGCCGAUCAGCAUGACAGGCUGCUCAAUGCGGCCCAAGAAGGACAUGUCGAAAGUGUGCGACGGCUAGUUCGACUCGGCGUCGAUCCAGCAGAACGACCUCCCAAUUCAAUGUCUGCUCUCGAAACGGCAUGUGAAGGGGGGAAAAUCGAGGUGGUCAGAUUUUUGCUUUGUGAUGCCUCUGUCGGCACAGCCCCGGCUUUCGAGAGAAUCAAGUCUAUGGGCGAGACGGCCAUCCACAAAGCUACGAUGAAUGGCCACGGCACGGUUGUACGUCUUCUGCUUCAGAACGGGCUCUCACCAGAUACCCGUGAUUUUGACAACAUGACGCCGCUGCAUCGGGCAGCUGCCCGAGGACAUGAAAAGGUGGCCACAGUCUUAUUGGAGUACAAGGCCAACAUCAAUGCUAAAGGACUCCAUGGGGCCACUCCUUUACAUCAAGCGGAGAAGCAAAAAAGAACUGGGAUGAUUCGGUUCUUGCUUGAUAGAGGAGCUAAUUGA